AUGAUUGCGAAGGUUCCUGCGUUGGACUUGGAAGAGCCUGUCGUCCUCCAUGAGGACCUCGCGACGACAUUCACCGGAGUCGUCCAUCCCGUUUCCACUGCUGAGGCGCCCGUGCACCAGUAUCGCGGGAUCCAGUACGCUAGCAUACCUGCGCGCUUCCGUCAGUCGAGGUUAAACACCAUCUACCCUCUCCUGACGGAUGCCAGUCACUACGGUCCUAUCUGCCCGCAGCCAAGACAUCCAGGCGCGGACGCACAACUCUUUGGCAUAUCUGAGGACAACAUCCCUGUCCAAGUCCUCAAACAAAAUGAACUCGAUUGUCUAAAUCUUAAUAUAACCUGUCCCGGCGACGCGACCCCAGAGUCGCGUCUGCCUGUCAUGCUUUGGAUACACGGGGGCGGAAACCGUGGCUCGGGUUCAAAAUGGGUCUACGACGGCGGCGCCUUCGUGCAAAAGAGCAUGCUCAUUGGCAAGCCAGUGAUCAUGGUCACCUUCAACUAUCGGCUUGGUCUGCUAGGCUUCGCUGCCAGCCCUGCUCUGCGCGAGGACAACAAGGCCGCAGGCGACGAGGGCGUCGGUAACUACGGCCUCCGUGACCAGCGCCGAGCGCUAGAGUGGGUUUACCACUUCAUCUCAGCAUUCGGCGGCGAUCCCUCGAAUAUCACGCUCUUCGGCGAGUCAACAGGCGCCGCCGACAUUCUCUGCCACCUCCAUUCUGCCGCAAACGAAAAGCAGCCUCUCUUCCGGCGCGCCAUCGUUCAGAGCGCCAACAUGGAUCUCGAGCUUCCGACCGUCCACACCGCGGGCUGGCACAUGUCCAGAUACAUGGCCGCGUUGCAUGUGCAGAGCGUCGGCGAACUCCGCGCUCUAGAAGCGGAAAAGCUCGUCGCGCUCGGUGGGAGCGUGCGCGCCGUCGACGACGGCGUGUUCUUCCACAAACACUUCUCGGGCUCUCUCAUCCCUGAGGCUGAGCAGCCAGCAGAACACCGACGCGGCCGACCGCACCAUCCCCCACACAGUUACAGCCACAAUCACCUACGCCUCCUCUCCCGUUCUCGAUCGCGUGCGCGUCACACGCCCGUGUCGGCGCACCACCAGCCGCUCCUCAUCGGCGACUGCAGCGACGAGGCGCUCCUCUGGGCGCGCCCCGCCUCAAAUUGGUCCGCGACGGCGAUCGAGCGGCGCGUGCGCGCUGUAUGCCAGUCGCUCACGAAGGCGAGCGCGCUCCUCCGCGCGUACGACAUCCACCCGCACGCGCCGCCAGAGGAGCUGCACGCCCGCGUGCUCGAGCUCAUCAACGACGCGCGCUUCGCGUGGCCGACGGAAUGCGUCGCUGCGCAUGCGCGACGCGAGCGUGGCGGGCGCGGCGUGUACCGCUACGUGUUCGACCAGGAAGGACCCGGGCGCGCGGUCCCGCAUCAUGCAGUGGAUCUGGUGUAUCUCUUCGAUAAUGUCCCGUUGCCGACAGUCGCGUCGCAGAGCCCUGCGCAGCUCAUGCCGGAGCACUUUGACUCGGACUCCGACGACGAAGACUCCCCGAGGCAGCUCUGCGGCGAGCAUGCCUACAUCGAAGUCCACGAGCACGUCGCCGUACACGGCCACGCGCUCGCGCCGUGCCUCGCGAGCCUGAGCGCGCUCACGCUCGACGCGGAGACGGACAGUGGUGCGUCUGACUCGGACAUGUCGACCGACAGCGGGUUCGUGGACGACUGGGGCGUGCCCGUCGUGGACGACUACGCGUACUCGCGCGUGCGCGACGCGAUGCAGGCGCGCUGGCUCGCAUUCGCGUGGGGCGAGGCGCCGUGGGCGGAGGACAAGGUGUUCGUGUUCGGACCCGAGGGCGAGACGGGCGAGCGGUCGAUGAGCAUUUUCGAGGGACGCAGGAGGGCGAGGGUGUGGAGGGAGGUGUUGGAGCCGCUCGGGAUGCAGCUCGUGCAGAAGGUCGGCGCGGAGCUUGCGAAUGGCCCGGUGGUGCCGGUGAGGGGGCACUGGUGA
This is a messenger RNA of Fomitopsis serialis, 1995 nucleotides long. Its product is annotated as carboxylesterase. Lineage: Eukaryota; Fungi; Basidiomycota; Agaricomycetes; Polyporales; Fomitopsidaceae. The record is from RefSeq and is a predicted model, not a curated record. Bases 1 to 1995 code for a protein of 664 amino acids. The transcript is spliced from 5 exons.